AAAGGUUAGGAAUAUAUUAUAGGUUAGUCUAAUGUAGAAAUGGCUUUGAUUAAAUCAAUAUGUGUUUUAACAAUAUAUUUUACUUCGCUAUUAACAAUAUCCGGCGCCCUUUAUGAAGAUCAAGUUGGAAAGUUCGAUUGGAAGAAGUCCUUUGUGGGAAAACCAAAAUUUGCUGAGUUUGAUGGAAGGAGAAUAAUUGUUGGGACUGAUGAAAAUGUCGUAGCUGCUUUAAGUCCAAAGAGCGGAAAUAUCUUGUGGCGUCAAGUUUUAGAAGACCCUAAGAAACACAGUAUUAAAUACUUAAAAGUUGCAAGUGAGAUUUAUUCAGUUAGUGGUGAUGACACUACCUGGAUUUUAAGAGUUUGGGAUUCAGCAAGUGGCAGUCUAAUAAAUGAGUGGAUAUCAACCUAUGAUAAACGUAUUCCAUAUGAAUUUGAAGUAAAUGGUGAGAGUUUAUAUUUUGUUGGCCAUGAUGAUUCUACAUUAAUAGUGAAAAUUUAUGAUAUACAAAGAGGAAUUGUUAAGCAGAACUUUGUAAUACCUUUCACCUCACAAAAGGAAAGUACUCAUUGUGUACUAAGUAAAUUAUAUUAUUCUUGUGCUGUUGGAAAAGAAGUACAUUAUCUCCAAAUUAAUGAAAAUUCUAAAAAAGAAGUUGCAACCUUUGAUAAAUCUAUUGACAACAUUAAAAUAAAACCUUAUUCUGAUAAGGAUCCAGCAAUUCUGGUAAUAACCAGCCCUGUAAAUGCACAAAUCUUAUAUUAUAAAGAUGGACAGCAUGUUCUACAUCCUUUAGAUGUAAUGCCAAAUGCUAUAGGACUAUCUCAUUCAGGAAAAUCAGUUGCAUUUCAUUUGGAAGGUACAAAGAAUCCCACCCACAUCCUAAUAAAAUCUACCAUCAUAGAGGAUUCAGAUGAAUUGUCUGAAGAAUUUGAGUAUCCUCAAGGAUUGGGAAAACCUGAUAUUGCUGCAGGACAGUGUUCAGAUAGUUCUUGUAACUUACUUCUUUCAAGUGCUGAUGAUGCCCUUUUGCUUGUGAAAUUCCCUGAAGGCAAAGUUUUAUGGACCAGAGAAGAAGCUUUGAGCCAGAUUGUGGCUUCUGAAUUUCUUGAAUUACCUGUUUCUGAGCUAGAUGCAUCCAUUGAAGAUGAAUUCACUGAAAACAAUGUUAUUGGUAUGUUCUUCCACAGAAUUUCAACACAGGCAAAACAAUUAGCCAGUCUGUUUGGGAAUCAACUGUUAUCAAAAACUGGACUGGUCAGGGAUGACUUUGGACUUCAUAAAAUCAUUGUUGUUGCCACAAAGUCAGGAAAAUUGUUUGGCAUUGAUACAUUAACUGGUUCCCUGGCCUGGACCUAUAGGCUACCAAACAUAAGACCAUUCAAGGUUUUGGGAAAUGAUAAAAUGUUUUUACAUGUCCAACGUUCAACAAGAUAUUCACCUUUUCCUGCUCAAUGCAUUUUAUUAGCAGAAGAUGCAAAUACUGGUUAUGGAGUUUUUAUUCAGUUUGAUCCUAUAACAGGUUUCUCAGAAAACUCAAUUGUUAAGCUAAACUACAGAAUUAGGCAAGCAACUUUGUUACCAACCGAAGAUAAAGACCACAUUAAGCCAUUAAUUGUGUUAUCAGAAGACAAUGAAGUUUUCAUAUAUCCUGAAAGUGCAAAUGCAAUGAUUUCAACUAAAGGAUCAAACACAUAUCUUUAUACAGUUGAUUCAAGAACAAAAGAAUUAAAAGGAUUUUAUUUGCAUAGGGAACAAAAUUCUUUAGAAGCAAUACCCAGCUGGACUGUUAAUCUUGGAGAUGCCCACCUAGUUGCUUUAAGUGCAAAGUCGCCUAUUGAAAGAGUACAUUCCCAAGGAAGAGUUCUACCUGACCGUUCAGUACAUUACAAAUAUGUCAAUCCCAAUUUACUGGCCCUUGCCACAUUAUCUGAUGAUCCAGUUCAUAAAAGUGUAUUGAGUAUUUACUUAAUUGAUGCUGUCAAUGGAUUUGUAGUUUACUCAACAUCACAUAAAAGAGCAAAAGGACCCAUUCACCUGGUACAUUCUGAAAAUUGGUUGGUGUAUUCAUUCUUCAGUGAGAGAUAUAGGAGAACUGAAGUGGUUGCUGCUGAGUUAUAUGAGGGACCUACUCAAAGCAAUAGUACUGUAUUCAGUUCAUUGGCAGUAAGUCAGUUAACUCAAGUUUUGACCCAAUCAUACAUCUUGCCAUCAUUCCCCUUAACCAUGGCAGUAAGUCUUACUGAAAGAGGUAUAACUAAUAAGUAUUUGUUCUUUGCCUUAAAUAGUGGAGUUGUGGAAAUUCCUUGGUUAUUAUUGCAACCCAGAUUUGCUGAUGCGGCUUGUGGCCCAGAGGAAAGUUGCAUACCCUAUAUGCCUGAAAUUCCAUUGCCCCAUGAAGCUUAUAUAAACUAUAACCAAACCUUGGGAAGAAUUAGUGGUAUAGCUGUAGCUCCAGCCAAACUUGAGAGUACUAGUCAUGUUUUAGUGUAUGGUUUAGAUUUAUUCUACACAAGAGUAGCACCAUCAAAGACUUUUGAUUUAUUAAAGGAAGACUUUGAUCACAUCCUAAUUAUUCUAGUUUUAGUGGGUCUUAUUGUAGCAUCAUUUAUUAGCAAAUAUUUUGCUGCACAAAAGGUAUUAAAACAAGCAUGGAAAUAGUGUAAUUUAAUAAUAUUAGAUAAAUUGUGUUUGUAAAUUAGACCAUGUUUCUGCCAAAGGGCUUGUAAAAUUGCACUUAUUUAUUAAAUAGGGUAAUUAGAAUAAUUUGAUACAAUAUAUUUCAUACAUAAGUUUUGUAAAAUAAGGUGUUUAUGGUGACUGAAAAAAUGUUAACUUUUGUAUAUUGUAUGUUGUUCAUAAUAAAUAAAAAUGUACAAAUAAAUUUGACCAAAUA
Messenger RNA from Aethina tumida (small hive beetle), 2896 nucleotides. RefSeq names its product ER membrane protein complex subunit 1 (gene EMC1). The coding region runs from base 40 to 2661 and encodes 873 amino acids. Lineage: Eukaryota; Metazoa; Arthropoda; Insecta; Coleoptera; Nitidulidae. Gene Ontology annotation, cellular component: EMC complex. The transcript has a single exon. The record is from RefSeq and is a predicted model, not a curated record. Gene Ontology annotation, biological process: protein folding in endoplasmic reticulum. Gene Ontology annotation, molecular function: protein binding.